Messenger RNA from Solea senegalensis (Senegalese sole), 1413 nucleotides. RefSeq names its product natural killer cell receptor 2B4-like. The transcript is spliced from 6 exons. The record is from RefSeq and is a predicted model, not a curated record. Bases 24 to 965 code for a protein of 313 amino acids. NCBI's taxonomy places the organism in Eukaryota, Metazoa, Chordata, Actinopteri, Pleuronectiformes, Soleidae.
GUCAAACCCGGCUUCACUUCCCUAUGUCAAAUGUUCUUGUAUUAUACUGGAUCACAAUGGGACAUAUUUCAUUUCUAUGUGCUGCAUUGUUGGUGUUUUUCUGUCCAAAGCAAGGGUCCAGUGCUGUGACUCCUCUAUUUGUGGAGAAAGGGAAGGAUGCGUUUCUGAAGGUGUUGGAGACGGAUGUACCAGCAGAAUUUACCCUUCUAAUAUGGAAGGUCAAUGACAGUGAUGUUUUAGUGGCAUUUGGAUCUAACAAAGAACCAGAAGUCGCUGGUAAAUACAGUGGAAGGAUUGAUGUGAAAAACUUCUCUCUGACUUUGAAGAAUCUCCAAGAGGCAGACAGUGGAGUUUAUAUUGCCCGACUCACAGUGAAAACAAAAGAAAACAUACUCGCUGGAUACAACGUCACAGUUCAAAAUCCAGUGUCUCCAGUCGAACUGACAGUGGAGAACAUGUACCAAAGUGCCGAGUUGUGUGUUGUCACGGUGACUUGUAGCACGCAGGACUCCUGUCACAUCAACGCGUCUUUUAGAUGUGACACAGAAACCUGCAGCCAGGAGGAUGGAGGACUGAGAACUGUGUCCACAACCUGGGGCACUUCCCUCCAGCUCUAUCUGUCAAAUGACUUGACAAUUACCUGUAACCACAGCAACCAAGUCAGCUUGAAAAGGAACAUGACGAGGAUUGAAGAUUUUUGUCCCUUACAUGCAGAUUCUGCAUCAUCAUAUCUCUACAUUGCUGUCAUCGUUGUGGUUGCCACGGUCACCAUAACCACCAUCUUCACAGCUGUUUAUAUUUAUCAUCGGAAAAAAAGAAAAAGGCGUGAAAGCGCUGAAAACACAGUGUAUGCAUUUACUCAGGGUCCAAAUGCCAGCCCAAAUGGAACAGAAGCAACUGCUGGGACCGGAGAUGAGAGUGUGUCCAGCAUGUAUGCUCAGGUCCAACACCUGCCCAAGUCCUGAACAAAACGUGUAAAAAAAGGACUAACAAACUAAUCCCGUCUGAAUAGGGCUGUUCUCACCAUUACAAUCACUGAGGUCUGCAGAAAAAUCACUUCUUGUGGUACCUCGGUCGAGAUUUAAACACUGGCGAGACUGUUCCACAGAAAAAAAAUUGCUUAGUGAUGUAGCGGAUUACAAUUAUGUAAAUGUUGUAAAAAAUGAUGUAACGUCGUUACAUGUAAUCCGUUAACCCCAACACUGCCGAUUCCGAUAUCAACUGAUACCAAUACCAAUAUAUACAGGCUUUUUUUCCCCACAAAACUAAUUUUAGGUCACAUCAGGUAUCUCCUGUUGUGUUGUUAAAUAACACAAGUGCAGUGCCCGUACAAAAUCUGUUUUUGUGUGUGUUUAGUAAUUUUUGGUUUGGUGUGUUUGAGUGCUCAUUUCACUAUUACACAGGAAAAGUUCA